Cladophialophora psammophila CBS 110553 is the source of this 1821-nucleotide messenger RNA. Its product is annotated as replication factor A1. Gene Ontology annotation, biological process: telomere maintenance via telomerase; meiotic cell cycle; DNA replication. Gene Ontology annotation, cellular component: DNA replication factor A complex; nucleus. NCBI's taxonomy places the organism in Eukaryota, Fungi, Ascomycota, Eurotiomycetes, Chaetothyriales, Herpotrichiellaceae. The record is from RefSeq and is a predicted model, not a curated record. Gene Ontology annotation, molecular function: single-stranded telomeric DNA binding; damaged DNA binding. The transcript is spliced from 4 exons. The coding region runs from base 1 to 1821 and encodes 606 amino acids.
AUGAAUUCCCCCGCUGCUGCGCUCGCGCGCGUCGAUGCUGGCUCGCUCGCAGACAUUUUUGAAGAUCGUCCGGGUAGAGUUGAGCACCCCGUCAUGCAGUGCGUUCAGAUCAAGCCCAUUGCUACUCAACAAGGCGGCCAAGAACGUCACAGAGUUAUCUUCAGCGACACCAAGAACUACAUCCAGACGAUGCUGGCAGUGCACCAGAAUCAACUCGUCGAGGAGAAGAUCCUACGCAGAGGAGUCCUCGUGCAAUUGAUGGGUUACUCUGCGAACAAAGUCAAGGCGAAACGUAUCCUCAUCGUGACCGAUAUCAAAGUCCUCGAAGAGUAUGGUGAGCACGAGAAACUAGGUGACCCUAAACCACUGGAAUUGAAAGCCGAAGAGGAGGAGAAAGCCUACCCUACAUCGAUCACGAGCAAUGGAUUCUAUGGGGUCAAGCAAGAGCAGCCGAAACAAAGCCGACCCAUGGCUCACACGAAGCCUUCGUCAUCAGCUCAUGCAAACAUCUACCCCAUUGAGGCAAUUUCGCCAUACUCAAACAAGUGGACUAUCAAGGCACGUUGCACGAGCAAGUCGGACAUUAAGACAUGGCAUAAUCGCAAUGGCGAGGGCAAGCUGUUCAGUGUGAACCUUUUGGAUGAGAGUGGCGAGAUCCGCGCUACUGGUUUCAACGACCAGUGUGAUCAGCUAUAUGAUCUAUUCCAAGAAGGCAGCGUCUACUACAUUUCUAGUCCUUGCAGAGUCACUUUGGCGAAGAAACAAUUUUCAAAUCUGGCAAACGAUUAUGAGCUUCACUUUGAAAAAGACACCACCGUCGAGAAAGCGGAAGAGCAGGACGGGGUCCCUCAGGUUCGAUACAACUUCACUACAAUCGCAGACUUACAGUCUGUGGAGAAAGAUACGACCAUCGACAUCAUUGGAGUGCUCAAGGACGUCGGCGAGACUUCUCAAAUCACGUCGAAAACCACGAGCAAACCGUAUGACAAGAGAGAGCUCACUCUGGUCGACAAUACUGGAUACUCGGUACGGCUGACAGUUUGGGGGAAAACUGCUGCCUCGUUUGACGUUCCACCUGAAUCAGUUGUUGCUUUCAAAGGUGUCAAAGUCUCCGAUUUCGGCGGACGCAGCUUGAGUCUGCUCAGUUCUGGCUCCGUGACCGCCAAUCCCGACAUGCCUGAAGCACACAGAUUGAAAGGCUGGUACGAGGACCAAGGUCGAAGUGGAAACUUCGCGACACAUGCCAACAUCCAAGGCACUGUUGCCGCUGCCGGCGGUUCUCGAGGUGAUCCAUUCAAAACUAUUUCGCAAGUCAAAGAAGAGCAACUGGGCAUGUCGGACAACGCAGAUUUCUUUUCUGUCAAGGCUUCAACACAGUACAUCAAGCAGGACAAUUUCUGUUACCCAGCAUGUUUGUCAGAGGGAUGCAACAAGAAAGUCAUUGAAAUCGAUCCCGGUCAGUGGCGCUGCGAACGAUGUGACAAGACCCACCCUAAACCUCAAUACCGAUAUAUCAUGUCGGUCAACAUUAGCGAUCACACUGGUCAACUCUGGGUCAGCUGCUUCGACGAGACGGGACGAAUGAUCAUUGGCAUGACUGCAGAUGAGUUGAUGGAGACCAGGGAGGUGGACGAGAAGAGACUCGCCGAGAUAUUCUCGGAGGCAAAUUGCAAGACAUGGAACUGGAAGUGCAAGGCGAAGCUCGAUACUUUCCAGGAACAACAACGGGUUCGUUAUCAAGUAACUUCGGCAGCACCGUUGAACUAUGUGGCCGAAUCGCAGAAGUUAAUCGACCUGAUCAAGCAAUACAACAUUGACUAA